Zophobas morio is the source of this 1128-nucleotide messenger RNA. RefSeq names its product splicing factor ESS-2 homolog. Lineage: Eukaryota; Metazoa; Arthropoda; Insecta; Coleoptera; Tenebrionidae. The transcript is spliced from 10 exons. Gene Ontology annotation, cellular component: catalytic step 2 spliceosome. Bases 181 to 1077 code for a protein of 298 amino acids. The record is from RefSeq and is a predicted model, not a curated record.
ACUCCUCUACCCAAAGUGACUACUGAACUUGUUGAUAGCGAUCCGCCGACUGGCCCUUCUUCGUCUCUGUUAAUUGAAGAAGACCUGUUAGUUGGGCAGAAGCCUAAUGUGGCCAACGUCUCGCUUAAUCAGUUUUUUUCGAAUUAUGUAUGCGAAGACGACGCUUCUUUCGAAGUUAUAAUGGCUAAAGAACGGAAGAAACGUCGAGAAAAGUCUGCUUGGUUAUACGAUUCUGAGAGAUUGGCUAUUGAAAGACAUGUUAACCCUUUGAUUGCAGGCGAGCGCGAAAAGAUUUCUGGGCCUCUUGAUCCACUUUUGGGCUACACAGCCAAGAACGCGCUUAUGUUUGUCCCGAGUACCAAUGAGUCGGUCCACUCGAAGGAAGCGCGACUUAAAAUGGCCACCGCCAGGAAGGUUUGUUAUGAAAAUACACGACUCCUGUACGAUCCUUUCAAGGCGCCCCGACCACUGCACAAGGCGGCGAGCCAACUGAAGCUCAAUGCAGAGGAUCUCGACUCCGGCACGCUGAAGCCAGACGGAAUCGAACGCCAAGUAUUAGAAGAAAAGUCUGCCUUGCGCUCGCUAGUAUCCCCAUCUCCUGCUCCACAUAUUUACGACUCGCCGCUGAUGACAUGGGGCUCCAUCGAAAACACACCGCUCCGCCUUGAUUCGGAUGCAAGUUUUUCGUUGGGACCUUCUUUUCAGAUGCCGCAAAAGACAUCUCGAGAAAAGGCCGAAGAGGAAAUACAGGAAAAGGCCUCGCUUGCGAGAAAAAGUGAGUUGAACAAAAGAAGAAGAGGGACUAUCGCCACGCCAGUUGCUGGGCCUAAAGCCAGGCUGACCGCUAAUAGGGCACUUGCUAUGACGCCCGCCGCACAGAAGUUAAUAAAGACCACGCUGAAGAGGACGGAUGGUGCGCUGAGAGCCUCAUAUACUCCGCAAAGCAGUUCGCAUUAUACCCGCACCCCCUCCCGGUUACGACGUGUGGACCCCACCCCCCAGGGAAGCUUGCGCUCUUCCCAGAGCGCUACGCCCAGUCAAACCAAAAGUAUUACGGACGAUUUACUGGAAAUUUAGCAUCGCGCAUUUAGUAAAUGUUAUGCUACUGGCGCUGGGGACGCCAUUUAC